This is a messenger RNA of Vombatus ursinus (common wombat), 506 nucleotides long. RefSeq names its product ovomucoid-like. The record is from RefSeq and is a predicted model, not a curated record. Gene Ontology annotation, molecular function: serine-type endopeptidase inhibitor activity; protein binding. Lineage: Eukaryota; Metazoa; Chordata; Mammalia; Diprotodontia; Vombatidae. The coding region runs from base 94 to 348 and encodes 84 amino acids. The transcript is spliced from 4 exons.
GCCUAUAUGUAAUGCUGGUCCACAGAAGCAGAGCACAGAAGACCAGCUCACUUGGGCUCACUUCACUCCACUCACCUUGCCAAUACUUACACUAUGAAGGCAGCAGCUGUAUGCCUGCUCCUGAUGCUGACACUGAUAUCCAUCUUCCAUGUGGAGUCAGUCUCAGCAGAAAAAGUUGACUGCAAAGGUUAUGAAAAACUGCCACCAAGACAGUCCCGACCAUGCACUCUAGAGUUUAGACCAAUAUGUGGCUCUGAUGGGAAAACAUAUCCCAAUAAAUGUGCUUUCUGCACUGCUGUUAAGCAGAGUGAUGACAAAAUCAAAUUUUCACAUGAGGGGCGGUGUUGAAUAAGAGCAUCAGUUCUGAAACGUCCUCCAGUGCUUCUCAUUCCUACUAGAAGAUAACACACAAGACAUCUCUUGUUUCCAGAAGAUUCUCCUUCAGAAUGUUGGUUUUUCAACCUCACUUAGAGUGUUGCUUGUUGAAUAAAGGAAAAUUCACUGAA